AUGAAAAGCAAGGAACUUUGGACCUCUACAAUAGAUUAGCCCAAGGAUUCGAAUUCCAGCAUCACCAAUCAAGUUUUCGCAUGUGCAUUUUUGAAAGGUAUGUUAAAAUUGGAAUUCUCAAGAUGGUGACAUCUUUGUGGCCGCAGUGGGUAAUGCACUCCUUCUUUUCGAUACCUACAAAUCUGACAUGCUGUGUUAACCGCUGAGAGGACAACACAAAGAGACAAUCACUUGUUUGGCCACAUCAAAGGAUGGAACCAAAUUGGUGUCUGGAAGUCAAGAUAAAACAGUUGUGGUUUGGAUGUACAACAGUAAAAAAAGUGAUCGAUUGUUGGAGCCAGAGAAAUGGUUUUCUCAUAGUGAUGCUAUACAAUGUGCAGCAAUUAGUCCAUUGCAAUAGCAGAUCUUCACAGGGUCCAAUUAGGAGUAUUCCCUUUGGAUCCCUGGAAUGAGUAACAUCGAGAGACAAAAGUAUAAGGAGAAGAUCAUUUGUUGUGCCUGGAGUGCAGACGGAUAAUAUGUAUCCUUCGGAACCAUAAGUGGUAUGAAUAAUUUAUUUGAAAAUAGGUUUGAUUGUAAUUACGGACAGACAGGCACAAAAUUUGAAAGAAAUAUAGACACAAAAGGGAGGACCUGCUUGGUGUAUGGAGUGGUCUCCAAUAAAUUCAGAAUACCAAUAAUCUUAACUCACAGUGGGAGUUUGGAUGAAUUCUUUAUACCAGUUCGAUUAGAAUGGAUAAUAGAUUGGAGCAAGGAUAGAACUGCCCUUCGAUCCUUUGCAUAUCAAUUUUUAGCAUAACGGAGAAUACAUGGCAAUAUCAGGGAACAAUAGUAAAGUGAAUUUGUACACAAGAGAAGGGGGAUUCCUCUUUGAAGUUUGUUAGCAAUAAGAUUGGAUCUGGUGCACUAAAAUUAAGCCCAAAUCAACCUUAAUAGGUUGUGGCACCAAUGAUGGAUAAAUCAUCAUUUAAGAAUUGAUUUCUGAUACUGUUAUUGGAUUAUAUAAUGAUAAAUUUAUAAGCAGAGAACAACUGACUGAUGCUAUAAUAGUGUCAAUGAAUUCAAAUUAAUAGGCUAGGAUCAAAUGUAAAGAGUUGGUCAAGAGAGUUGCUAUUUUUAAGGAGAAAGUGGCAGUUCUCUGUGGAAUUAAGGUUCUAAUCUAUACCUGUGUGAUAAAGGGAGAAGAUUAUAUGAAGUACAAACAAUUCAAGAAAUUUGUCAAAAGAGUGGAUUGCGACCACUUCUAAUUGUCAUCCUCUAAUGUGUUGAUAGGAGGAGGUUAGAAGUUGAUUGCCUUCAAUUUUAAUGGGGAUAUGGAUAGAACUUGGUCAUUUGAAGCACCUAUUACUUUUGUGAGUGUGUAAGGAGGCCCUCCUAAAAGGGAGUUGGUGUUGGUUGGAUUAGAGAACGGGGGAAUUUAUAAAUUGUUCUUAGACAAUUCGUUUCCGAUUCAAAUUCAUAAAGUCAAUUCUUAGAUCAAAUAUCUGACCAUGUCUCAAACUAAAAGAAAAUUGGCUUUGAUAGAUGGCAAUUCGAAUCUCCAAGUUCUAGACACAAUCACUAAGGAAGUACUGUUUGGGGAAAUGAGUGUGGAAGGAGUAGCAUUCAAUGAGGAGUUUGAGGAUUUGAUUGCUUACUCUGGGAAGGGAUUAUUGUUUAUUAAAUGUAUAGCAUUUUAAGCAUUGAAUUAAAAAAUAAAUGGGAAUGUUAUAGGGUUUAAGGGAUGUAAGAUAUUUUUAUUUGAUGGCUCAAAACCUUAGACAAUUGUUAUCCAAUAAACUGCAAAUAUGUAAAAGUAUUUGGAGAAGAAGGACUUUUAGAAUGCUUUGAAAAUAGCAUGUUUGGGAGUUACAGAAUAGGAUAUAAGAGCAUUGGGAAUAGAAGCUUUGAUUGCUGGAGAAUUUGAUAUUGCAAGACGAGUAUUACAUCAUCUAAAUUAAAAUAGUGUUUUUUGAGGAAUAAAGAUUAUCAAUAUAUAGAUUUGUUGUAGAAAUAUGAAAAAAGGAAUUUGGAUGCACAAACUUUGAAUGAAUUAAAUGCAGAGACUCUGGCUUAUCAAGGGAAAUUCAUGGAUGCAGGCAAUCUGCUUAUAAAGGUCGGUUUGGCAGACAAAGCAGUUUAGCUGUUCAAAGAGUUGAAACGUUGGGAUGAAGCAAAAAGUUUAUAAAUUUGGUUACAUUAUUAGAUUUUGCAAAGAAAGGAGAUGUGGCAUUUAGAGCUGUGACAUCAGGAGGGAGAACAGGAACUGGAGUCAGAGCACCAACAUCACAAGGGAGAACAGGCACUAGUAGAGGAUAGGCUGUGAUACCAUAGCCAUAAGACAUAGCAGCUCCUAAGAUAGAAAUGAAUAUGUUAUUACGAGAGGAGGCAGAGUGGAUGAAGGAGUCAGGAGAUUGGAAGGCUGCUGCAGAUUUAUUUGUAUAAUGUGGAGAGUUCAAGAAAGCCGUUGAUUUGUAUGGGUAGAAUAAAAAUAUCGAUGGACUAAUUAAUGUUUGUAGAAUGAUGGACAGAUAAGACAACACAGACAACAUUGUCUAAUGUGCCAAUUACUUUAAGAAGCUCAAACAUCAUGGAGGCGCUAAGGAGGCCUAUCUUAAAUUGAAUGACUUGUAGAGUCUCAUGACUUUGCAUGUUGAAUUUGAGAAAUGGGAAGAAGCCUUUCAAAUUGGUCGCUCAAAUAAACAAUUGCUUGAGAUCGUCAAAGUUCCUUACGCCAAUCAUCUAUUGCAAAAUGAUAGAUAUGAGGAUGCACUCAAAGCCUAUAAAAGUGCUGGAAGAUUUGACAUAUCAAUGAAGAUGACUAAGGAUAUGGCUAAGAAUUGUAUUGAAGAAUAAAGGUAUCAUGAUGCUAGUCAAUACCUUUGGAAUCUAGCUAUUGAUUGCCUCACUCAGAUUGGUGAUUAUCAUAAUCCCUCUGGAGAUGAUGUCAAAUCAAUCAGAUAGUAUUAAGACUAUAGUGAUUUAGCUGAUGUCUAUUUUGCUUAUCAAAAAAUACAUAGUUUUAUUGGAGAACCUUUCCAGCCUCUGUCUGGAGAGAAUUAUUUCUUAUAAAUAAUGAAUGCAGCUCGAUUCAUCAUCUCUAAGUGGAAAAGCACCUACCAAGGUAUUAAAAUGAGUUAUGUCUAUUAUUCUCUUGCAAAAUGUGCUUCUCAACUUGGAUGUUACAAAACUGCUCGUAUUUGUUAUGAAAAACUCAAUGUACAUAUAUAACUAUAAUUUGUAGUCAUUCAAAGUACCACCUGAAUGGAGUGAAGAAAUAGAUCUUAAAUCCAUGCUUAUCAGAUCCAAACCCUAUACAGAUGAUGAAUCCAGAUUGCCCUUUUGUGCCAGAUGUCAAACAUCAAAUCUUAUGUUAAAUGAAAAUUAAAAUUGUGCUCAAUGCAAUGUUUGUCUUCAUCCUCUUUUUUCAUCCUUCAUCACUUUUUAAAAUCUUUUAGUAGUGGAAUUCAAGGUUGAUAACUCCUUAUCCAGAGAGGAUGUUGAGAAAUUGCUCAAUAGUGAAAAAGUCAUUUCAAACAAACGACCAGGAUAACUCUUCUAAGACAAAAUGAAUGAAAUUAUUCAGUAAUAACAGACCUCGCAAGAUCAGUAUUUGGCAGUUGAAUUAGAUGAAGCAACAAUUAAAACCCUAUCACCUGAAGAAGUUCUUAUUGUUGAUCUCAGGCCAUAUUGUAGAACUAUUGAUGUCAAAUACUACAAAAAUAUGGAUUCCUCAUAACCAAUUCAUGUAUGUCCUGACUGUGCAAGAUUCUUUUUCAUUGAUGAACAUGAAUUUGAAUAUGUUCAAAAGAAAUGUUGUCCAUUCUGUAGAACCACUGAUAAAAAAAUACCACAGAAGGAUAUAUUUGAUCUUUGAAGUAUAUAUUUACAACCAUAAUAUGCG
Molecule: messenger RNA, 3883 nt
Organism: Paramecium octaurelia
Lineage: Eukaryota; Ciliophora; Oligohymenophorea; Peniculida; Parameciidae
Source: the annotation of a GenBank genome assembly